CAGAAAUGAAACAGAGAAUAGCCGCCACCAGAAGCGUUGCACUCACUUUUCCCUGCCAUCACAGACAGUCACAGUAGUUACUCUUAGUCAACACCAGAGGCAGAGAGACUUUUAGCUCUCGGUCAAAAUCACUUCCACCACUCUGAUCAAAACCACUGUUCCUAAAAUAAAACCCUAACCUCUCUCAAAUUUUCCAUUUUCCGAGUUUCUUCUUCUGAACCGCUUUCCUGCAUUUUCGCCAAACUCCUUCUCACAAGUUAUUUAUUACUUUGAACUCCAUAAAUAGCCCCCGGUUUCUGCUCGAACAACCGUUACAUGAAAUAGAAUUAACUAUUGCUUUUUAUUCUUUCCUUUAGUUUUUGAAUUUUGAUAAUUUCAUUGUGACUGAAUGGAUAUAAUUUGAUAAUUUUUCGCAGAUCGAGCUUUGAACAUUUGAGGCAUUUCACUGAUAACUGAUACAGAUUACCGAGGACAUUUUGUUUUUCGUUGUUGGUUGUGCUUAUUGUUUUUGGUUGGAUUUGAUUUGAGUUAUUUGUCAAAAUACGUAUAACUCAUAAUAAGCAUGGCAAGCACUAUGCAACUAAGUUGGGUUAGUAAGAGCACGGUCCCCGUGGCUUUGAGUAGAAGAGUGUGUUGUCAAUGUCAACCACCCCUGUGGCUGCCAUGGCGAAUUGGGUUUGUUACUCCCGUUCCCCUUGUGAGGAGAGUUUCGAGUGAGAGGGUGGCGGCACUCAGGGUUAGUUGCAGCAAGGAAACUGAAAGUGAUGUGGUUGAGGGUGAAAGUGGGGGCUUUGCGGAAACUGAAAUGAGUUACACAUGUGUCAUGAAGUUUGGUGGCUCCUCGGUUGCCAAUGCUGAAAGAAUGAGAGAGGUUGCCAACCUUAUUCUGAGCUUCCCGGAAGAGAGGCCAAUAAUUGUUCUCUCUGCCAUGGGAAAGACAACUAACAUGCUUUUGCUGGCUGGAGAAAAAGCUGUAAGCUGUGGAGUAACUAAUGCUGAUAGUAUUGAUGAGCUCAACAUAAUAAAAGAUCUUCAUCUCAGGACUGUGGAACAGCUUGGAGUGGACAGAAAUGUUAUUGAGAAGCAUCUAGAAGAAUUGGAGCAACUUCUAAAGGGGAUAGCUAUGAUGAAAGAGUUGACUCCACGGACUCAAGACUAUUUAGUUUCAUUUGGAGAGUGCAUGUCCACUAGGAUAUUUGCUGCAUAUCUUAAUACAUUAGGAGUUAAGGCCCGCCAAUAUGAUGCAUUUGAGAUGGGUAUUAUAACAACUGAUGACUUCACAAAUGCUGACAUUUUGGAAGCAACAUAUCCUGCUGUUGCAAAGAGGUUACAUAGUGAUUGGGUUUCUGAUCCUGCUAUUCCAAUUGUUACAGGCUUCCUUGGAAAGGCACGAAAAUCAUGUGCGGUGACAACAUUGGGUAGAGGUGGAAGUGAUUUAACUGCUACAACAAUUGGGAAAGCGCUAGGGUUGCCAGAAAUCCAGGUAUGGAAAGAUGUUGAUGGUGUUCUAACCUGUGAUCCAAAUAUAUGCCCACAAGCAAAACCUGUUCCAUAUUUGACAUUUGAUGAGGCUGCUGAACUUGCAUACUUUGGUGCUCAGGUCCUCCAUCCACAGUCUAUGAGACCGGCUAGGGAAAGUGAUAUUCCUGUUAGGGUUAAAAAUUCAUACAACCCUAAAGCUCCAGGUACUCUGAUUGCUAAGACAAGGGAUAUGAGCAAGGCAUUAUUAACAAGCAUUGUUUUGAAACGUAAUGUGACCAUGUUAGAUAUUGUAAGCACUCGCAUGCUUGGUCAGUUUGGGUUCCUUGCUAAGGUAUUUUCAAUAUUCGAAGAGUUAGGCAUAUCAGUUGAUGUUGUAGCUACAAGUGAAGUUAGUAUUUCCUUGACAUUGGAUCCAUCAAAGCUAUGGAGCAGAGAGCUAAUUCAACAGGAACUUGACUAUGUUGUCGAAGAACUGGAAAAAAUUGCUGUGGUAAAUCUCUUAAAGACCAGAUCCAUAAUCUCUCUCAUUGGAAAUGUUCAGAAGUCAUCACUAAUAUUGGAGAAGGCCUUUCAUGUUCUUCGAACUCUUGGGAUCACUGUUCAAAUGAUCUCUCAGGGUGCAUCUAAGGUGAAUAUCUCGUUAGUUAUAAAUGACAGUGAAGCAGACCAGUGUGUCAGGGCUCUCCACAAAGCCUUCUUUGAGAGCGAACUCUCUGAAUUAGAGAAUGAAUGCAUACCUAGAAAUGGUUCGGUUCCUGCAUUAUCUUAGCGGUAUACUUUUGUUUUGCCAAUAUAGCAGAUUAAUAUCUUAUCUUAUAGGUUAAGAAAUUUUUUGGCUAGGAGGAAUAACGAUAUAUUAGUACAGUAUUUAUUAGUAUGUUAUUGCCAGAGUAAACCUUUGUAUAUUCUGGUCGCCUCCUCUAUAAGGGGGUUUGACCAGGUGCAAGCAGUUAUUUAUAUUUUAUUGUGAGUUUGAAUAAUCUUCUUAAUACUUAUAGGAGAAUUAUAUAAUUGAUAUCAAUAUCAAUCAUUAUAUUAUUGGGUUA
Glycine soja is the source of this 2528-nucleotide messenger RNA. RefSeq names its product aspartokinase 1, chloroplastic-like. NCBI's taxonomy places the organism in Eukaryota, Viridiplantae, Streptophyta, Magnoliopsida, Fabales, Fabaceae. The record is from RefSeq and is a predicted model, not a curated record. Gene Ontology annotation, molecular function: aspartate kinase activity. The coding region runs from base 563 to 2251 and encodes 562 amino acids. Gene Ontology annotation, cellular component: chloroplast stroma. Gene Ontology annotation, biological process: amino acid biosynthetic process. The transcript is spliced from 13 exons.